Molecule: messenger RNA, 2410 nt
Organism: Drosophila novamexicana
Lineage: Eukaryota; Metazoa; Arthropoda; Insecta; Diptera; Drosophilidae
Product: probable ATP-dependent RNA helicase DDX43
Exons: 5
Coding region: 256-2397 (713 amino acids)
Molecular function (GO): ATP binding; RNA helicase activity; RNA binding
Source: RefSeq, a predicted model, not a curated record
GAUUUGUAUUGCCGACUUUGCCUUGCUGUAAAUUCCCAGCUACAUUUAACAUAUUACUGUUACUCAAGCUGACUGUGGCGAUACGCUUAUUGCGUUUUAGACUUUGCGUUACGCUUACAACGCCAUUUUGGCUGCUGUACCAAAGGGAAUUUACCGUUUUAACGCUGACCUUGCAAGUACUCGAAUUUAACAUAUUCGCAACAGCGAGGAUUUAAAUAACGUAAAAAUAAAGUAAAAGGCAGCUCCAAUUGCAAAAUGUCUGAAUUGGAUUGGGAUGAUCCAAACUACGUGGAGCCGCCCGCAAAAUACUCGCAAUCAACAUAUAACGAGAAUUACAAAGAUGAUUAUUCUCGGGGUCGGCGCAGCGGCGGCAGAUAUGACAGCCACAAUAAACGCGACAGAGAGCAUCGCGAGAUUUACAGUAACAAGCGUCGCGAUAAUUACGAAAGAGAUGGAAACAGCCACGUGAAGAUCGCUGCCGAGCACGCUUUCAGCGAAUCGCUAAAAAUCUCCACGGAUAUGGUGGGCCGAGUCAUUGGACGCGGUGGUUCGAAUAUAGCGCGCAUUCAGAAUGAGUUCACAGUGCGCAUCAAUGUAGAUAAAGUCGAUCUUCUGGUUAAGGUCUCUGGUAAUUUUCAACUAAAUGUCAGCGAUGCUGUGAAUGAGAUACGCAAGCACAUCAGCGGCAAGGGAGGAGGAGGAGGAGGAGCGGGCUACGGCCGUUCCAACGAAGGAGGCUAUGGCCAGUCUGAUGGAGGCGGCGGCGGCUAUGGGCGUUCCCAUGGUGCAGGCUAUGGUCGCUUCGACGAAGGAGUCGAUGACUAUGGUCAUUCCAACCAUAAGAGCAAUGGCGGCGGACAAAGCAAUUAUGAGUUUACAGCGUCGGCAGCACGACCAGAAACUGCAGCCGAUGGCGACUUGACGGGCACCAUCGACUGGGAAGGCCUAAACAAGGCAUCAAAAAUAGCUGAGGCCGCACGCUGGGCCAAAUGCCCGAAAUUGAUAAAGGACUUCUACAAAGAGUUGCCGGAGGUGGCCAAUCUGUCCGAGGCAGAGGUGGCACGCAUACGCAUGGAGAACAACAAUAUUAGUGUUUCGCAUGUCUUUGAAGCGAAGGAGGGCGAAAGCCCAACGCCCAUACCCAAUCCUGUAUGGACUUUCGAGCAGUGCUUUGCCGAAUAUCCCGAUUUGCUGGGCGAAAUACAGAAGCAGGGCUUUGCGCAUCCAUCGCCCAUACAGUCGCAAGCUUGGCCCAUUCUGCUCAAGGGUCAUGACAUGAUUGGCAUCGCUCAAACGGGCACAGGCAAAACGCUCGCCUUUCUGUUGCCCGGCAUGAUACACACCGAAUACCAGAGCACGCCACGUGGCACACGCGGUGGCGCCAAUGUCCUGGUCUUGGCGCCCACACGUGAGCUGGCGCUCCAGAUCGAAAUGGAGGUGAAGAAGUAUUCCUUCCGCCAAAUGAAAGCUGUUUGCAUCUACGGCGGCGGCAACCGUAAUAUGCAAAUUUCGGAUGUGGAACGUGGCGCUGAGAUUAUAAUCUGUACGCCGGGUCGUCUAAAUGAUUUGGUGCAGGCCGGCGUUGUCAAUGUGUCGUCAAUAACCUAUCUGGUGCUGGACGAAGCGGAUCGCAUGCUGGACAUGGGCUUUGAGCCGCAGAUACGCAAAGUUCUGCUCGACAUACGGCCGGACAGGCAGACCAUAAUGACAUCGGCCACCUGGCCGCCAGGUGUGCGCCGUUUGGCACAAAGCUAUAUGAAGGAUCCCAUACAGGUGUGCGUCGGCUCACUGGAUCUGGCCGCUACGCAUUCCGUGAAGCAGGUCAUUGAACUUCUGGAGGAUGACAGGGAUAAGUUCCAUGCGCUUAAAUCGUUUGUUAAGAACAUGUCCAAGACGGACAAGAUAAUUGUGUUCUGUGGCCGCAAGGCUCGCGCCGAUGAUGUCUCCAGUGAUUUAUCCCUGGAUGGUUUCGCCACACAAUGCAUUCACGGCAACCGGGAUCAGAGCGAUCGUGAACAGGCUAUUGCAGAUAUUAAAUCGGGCAUAGUACGCAUUUUAAUUGCCACCGAUGUGGCAUCGCGUGGUCUGGACAUUGAGGACAUAACCCAUGUCAUCAACUACGAUUUCCCACGUAACAUUGAGGAGUAUGUGCAUCGUGUGGGUCGCACGGGCAGAGCCGGACGCCUUGGCACGUCCAUUAGCUUUAUUACACGCGACGACUGGGGCAUUGCCAAGGAGCUGAUUACCAUAUUGGAAGAGGCUGCCCAGGAAGUGCCCGAGGAGUUGCGUCACAUGUCCAAACGUUUUGCGGCCAUGAAACAACGUCGUGCAGCCGAAGGUGGAGCUGUUGGUGGACGUGCCGGCGGGCGCGGUGGCGGCCGUCGUGAUCGUUACUAAAUCUGACGAAAUU